CAAUUGGUUUCUCAGAUAUUAACUUAAGAGAUGUGUGAUACAAUCAUCCAAGUGAUUUAACUAUAGUAUAAAAUGUAACAAAUCAGUAUUCAGAAUUUUUUAACUCUCUUUGUAGUUAAAAUAUAUGCUUGUUGUCAAAACUGAAAGGAAUUUUGUGUUAAGUAUCCGUCCAUCUUUGCAAGCUGUCGAACUAAUUUAAGUCUACUCUAUCUUGUGAAGGUCAUGGAUAAAUUUUUAGUAAAGAGAGCAAGGUCAUCAAGUGAGCAAUGUGGAUCAAGCUCGUCACAACAACAACCACCACAUGUUGAAGUUAAUCUAAAUGAGUUGCCAUCGGAUCCUGGAUUGCGACCAAGAAUUACAACAUAUCAUCCUAAUGAUCAAGAUAAGAUACGGAGAGCAUAUUUGCAAAAAGGACCAUGUCAACCUAAGAAUCACAACUUUCCACAAAAGAAAGUCGGAACCUCAAAAAGAAGAUUUUCCACGGCAUGGUUCACUGAAUUUGGAAGUUGGUUAGAGUACAGCAUUGAAAAAGAUGCUGCAUAUUGUUUGUGUUGCUAUCUCUUUAGGCCCGAUCAAGGAAACCAAGGUGGUGGUGAGACAUUUGUCACCAAGGGAUUCAACAAAUGGAACAACAAAGAAAGGAUCACACUUCAUGUUGGAAGUCCUAAUAGUGCUCAUAACAUUGCUUUCAAGAAAUGUCAGGACUUAAUGAAACAAGAUCAACAUAUUGACACUGUCAUGUCUAGGCAUUCUGACACACAACGCAACAUCUACAGAACACGCUUAAAGGCAACAAUUGAUUGUGUUUGUUGGCUACUAAAGCAAGGCUUAGCUUUUCGUGGUCAUGAUGAGUCAAAGGGUUCUACCAGACAAGGUAACUUCCUUGAGCUACUUAAAUUUCUUGCCAUGCACAAUGAUUUGAUAAAAAGUGUUGUUUUGGAUAAUGCUCCUGAAAACCAUCAAUUAAUUGCUCCAACAAUCCAAAAAGAUAUUGCUCAUGCUGCUGCAUCAGAAACUACUAAUGUUAUUAUUGCUGAUAUUGGAAAUGAAUUCUUUGCUAUUCUUGUUGAUGAAGCUCGUGACAUAUCAACUAAAGAACAAAUGGCAAUUGCUCUGCGUUAUGUUAAUAAAACUGGAAGUAUUGUUGAGCGUUUUUUAGGCAUUGUUCAUGUUAAGGAUACCACUGCUUCAUCAUUGAAAUCAGCAAUUGAUGAACUAUUUUGUAAACAUGGGCUUAGUAUAUCAAGUAUUCGUGGACAAGGUUAUGAUGGUGCUAGCAACAUGAGUGGAGAAUUUAAUGGUCUGAAAAGUUUAAUUUUAAGGGAGAAUCCAUGUGCAUAUUAUGUCCAUUGCUUUGCUCAUCAAUUACAACUUACUUUAGUUGCUAUUGCUCAAGAACAUGGUGAAGUUUCCUUAUUUUUUAACUUAGUCUCCAAGUUAAUGAAUGUUGUUGGGGGAUCUUGCAAGCGAGUUGACAUGCUUCAUGAAAAACAAUUGGAACAUAUUAGAGAAGAAUUAAGCAGAGGAGAAAUUUCUAGUGGGCAAGGUCUUAACCAAGAAACUAAUCUGGCACGCCCUGCUGAUACUCGUUGGAGUUCUCAUUAUGUCACUUUGGUUAGGAUAAUAUUGAUGUAUUCUGCUAUUAUUGAUGUUCUGCACAUUAUGAAAGAAGACGGAUACCCCCGACAGGCAAAAGGUGAAGCAUCUGGUCUUUUAAUUAUGUUGCAAGGUUUUGAUUUUGUAUUCUUCUUGCAUUUGAUGAGACGUGUAUUGGGUAUUUCACAUGAAUUGUCACAAUCAUUGCAAAGGAAAGAUCAAGACAUCAUGAAUGCUAUGAACUUGGUUAACAUCACAAAGACUAGGUUUGCAUCACUUAGGAAUGAUGGAUGGGAGCCUUUAUUGAAGGAAGUAACUUUAUUUUGCAAUAAGCAAUCUAUUAGUGUUCCUCCUAUGGAAAGUGUGUUUGUUAGUGGGCAGUCACGGCGUCAAACGCGUAGCAUUACAACAGAGCAUCAUUAUCGUGUUGAGUUAUUUUAUACCGUGAUAGAUAUGCAGCUUCAAGAACUCAAUGACCGUUUUAGUGAGAUUAAUACCCAAUUGCUCCUUUGUUUGGCUUCUUUGGAUCCAUCUAAUUUGUUCUCUGCUUUUGAUAAGGCAAAGGUGUUGGAAUUUGUAAGUUUUUAUCCAAAUGAGUUCACUCCAUUUAAUUUAGUGAUGCUUGAUAAUGCACUAGAUUGUUACAUCAUGGAUAUGCGAACAAGUGAUGAAUUUGCCUCUUUGGAAGGACUCCAACAACUUUCAGAGAAGUUGGUUGAAAAAGGAAGACAUGUUGUGUAUCCACUUGUUUAUCUUCUUUUGAAAUUGGCACUGAUUUUGCCUGUUGCAACAGCCACUGUAGAAAGAGCUUUCUCUGCUAUGAAUAUUGUGAAGAAUAGGCUGCGUAACCGAAUUGGAGAUACAUGGAUGAAUGAUUGUUUAGUUACUUAUAUUGAGAGUGAUGUAUUUAAUAACAUUGACUCUGAGCUUAUUGUUCAACGAUUUCAGAAUAUGAAAUCGCGUAGAGGACAACUAUGAUUUGU
Lotus japonicus is the source of this 2579-nucleotide messenger RNA. RefSeq lists its product as uncharacterized. The record is from RefSeq and is a predicted model, not a curated record. The transcript has a single exon. Gene Ontology annotation, molecular function: protein dimerization activity. The coding region runs from base 223 to 2574 and encodes 783 amino acids. Lineage: Eukaryota; Viridiplantae; Streptophyta; Magnoliopsida; Fabales; Fabaceae.